Molecule: messenger RNA, 2074 nt
Organism: Columba livia (rock pigeon)
Lineage: Eukaryota; Metazoa; Chordata; Aves; Columbiformes; Columbidae
Gene: RAB2A
Product: RAB2A, member RAS oncogene family
Exons: 9
Coding region: 337-975 (212 amino acids)
Biological process (GO): vesicle-mediated transport
Cellular component (GO): Golgi apparatus
Molecular function (GO): GTP binding; GTPase activity
Source: RefSeq, a predicted model, not a curated record
CCGCCCCCACGACGGCGGGAGGCGACCGCGCGCCCCCGCCCGCGGCUGCCUCAGCACUUCCGGGUCGGGGGCGGGGCGGAGCGAGGAGGUGGGUGCGUGACGUUGCCGGAGGGUCCGGGCCCGCUCGGCGCCUGUUAUUGUUCUCGCCGCCCGUUCUUCCCGUCGCCGCGUCUGCCUUUCCCCGGCGCCUCGGGGAGCGGCGGUAGGGCAACCAGCGACCGAGCGCAGCCCCCCGGUGACAGGGGCGGAGCGCGAGCCCUGACAGCGGGGGCGGGGGGAGAGCGCGCGCGUCACGAAGGAGCCAGCGGGAGCCGGAGCGGCGGGGAGCGGGCGGCCAUGGCCUACGCUUAUCUCUUCAAGUAUAUCAUCAUCGGGGACACAGGUGUUGGGAAAUCAUGUUUAUUGUUACAGUUCACAGACAAGCGGUUUCAACCAGUACACGAUCUCACUAUUGGUGUAGAAUUUGGGGCUCGAAUGAUAACUAUUGAUGGAAAACAGAUAAAGCUUCAGAUAUGGGAUACGGCAGGGCAGGAGUCCUUCCGUUCCAUUACAAGGUCAUACUACAGAGGGGCAGCAGGGGCUUUACUAGUGUAUGACAUAACAAGGAGGGACACUUUCAACCACUUGACAACUUGGUUAGAAGAUGCUCGUCAGCAUUCCAAUUCCAACAUGGUUAUAAUGCUUAUUGGAAAUAAAAGUGAUUUAGAAUCUAGACGAGAAGUCAAGAAAGAGGAAGGUGAAGCAUUUGCACGAGAGCAUGGACUUAUCUUUAUGGAGACAUCUGCCAAAACUGCUUCCAAUGUAGAGGAGGCAUUUAUUAACACUGCAAAGGAGAUCUAUGAAAAAAUCCAGGAAGGAGUUUUUGACAUAAACAACGAGGCAAAUGGCAUAAAAAUUGGCCCUCAACAUGCUGCCACUAACGCAACGCUUGCAGGCAAUCAGGGAGGACAACAAGCUGGAGGAGGCUGCUGUUGAGCCUGUUUUUACUUUCUAGCUGCCUGGAUGGGGCCUACUAACUUGUUUGUUCACCCUUCCCUCCCCCCGCCCCGCUCGCCUCCACUUCUAUUCAACUGAGACAUGAAACUUGUAAGUUGGUUUCCUGUUGCAGAAGAAGACUUUAUCCUUCAAAUUCUUGUAUAACUUUGAAUAAAUGGUUAAUGUUCACUUAAAGACAGAUUUUGGAGAUUGUAUUCAUAUCUAUUUACCUUUGAUUUCUAGGUCAAUUGAUGUGAUUAUUUUUGUUAAAUGUUGUCUUGUGCCCUUGACUACGAACUGAAUUGUAUUAAACACUACAAAGUCAUCUGAGUAUUUUAAUCAGUUUGUGUAGUUAGGUUUCCCAGCUCCUGCGGUUAACCUAAUGUUUAAUAUUGUAGAGCUGUCCUCAAGUUUUUUGUCAAUUUUCAAGGCUAUAAAGAGAAGCGGAAGGACUCUUUUAAUUCUGUAUUUAUCACUUUCUGUAUAUAUAGUUUAAUAACCUGCUUGGGUGUACUUGCCAAGCUAGAAUUCUUUAAUGCAUUUGCAUAAAUUCUAUACUACUUAGAGCUUGGAAACUACAGAAGCAUUAAUAGAAAUUGCUUGGAUGCUAAAUUUUAAGCCUUUUUGACAUUGUUAGCAUGUUCAUCCUCCCCUGUCAUUAUCCUGAAGUCCAAGAGAAAUGCUUAAUGUAUAUUACUAGAGGCUAAAUACGUGCUAUCUAUUUUAAUGCCAAAUGUUUGCUGUUUGUCCACAAUUUCCACAGCACCUCUUCAGAAAUGGAUUAGCUGUUUGCCUUAAUGAAUACGAUAGGUAAAAGCAGAGAAUGAAGGAAAAGUAGAGGAGGGGUUGGUAAAUUUAAAAUGGCACAUUAUAAAAAUGCUCAUCUUUUCUUAUUUUUUUUUUCUCACUUGUUUACCACUUGAUUUCUGGGUAUAUUUUUCAUGCAAGGACAGUUUUUUCAACCUAAAUGUACAGUGGUUGUGUAAAGUUUUCUUUUAGUGACAACUUGUAAUCCUAAAUAUAUGGUAAGCAUCUUGUCUAUUGUGAAGAGGGUGUGAAAAUAAAAUCUGCCUAUUUGGAAAUCUUGAUGAAAAUCAAA